Molecule: messenger RNA, 795 nt
Organism: Purpureocillium lilacinum
Lineage: Eukaryota; Fungi; Ascomycota; Sordariomycetes; Hypocreales; Ophiocordycipitaceae
Source: RefSeq, a predicted model, not a curated record
AUGGCCUACGUCAGUCGGCCGCCCGCUGCCGUGAGCGGAACUAUUGGGCAAGCAUACCCGUCGUACCACGGCUCCAAACCAUCCUCUUGGGAGGCACAGGGCCGCUAUUCACCGACUGGGUCACUGGAGGACUUCAUUACUUCGCCGAGCUUGUCGGACUAUUCCCUCGACAAUGGAAUGAACGUGGCCAGCCCUGGCCGCAAGUCGAAGGGAACCGGCAAGCGAAGCUCACAGCGAAGGCCAUCCAACCGAGAUGAGUUUGACGGUCCCCAUCAGUUCCUGCAGCGGCCAUCUCAGGAAGUGAUUGCAAUGCAGGAGCGGGAGCUCCCCCAUCUCCCCACCAAUCUCCACGUCCAGGAGCAGGACAGUGUCCUCAAUCAGGUCAACGAUCGUCUGUCGCAGUGCGCCUUCGAUUUCGUGGCCAAAUACCAGUUUCCGAUUCCUUUGACCCAGGACAUGCGACCCGUUGAAAGGCCGCAGGACCGCGAGUGGACGGAAUGGGUGUACCUCCUGAAGCGCCUGGCUACCAAGAGGCGGAUCCCGGCCCGUGUUCUCUACAAUGGACAGAUCAAGCAGUUUGUUACGAUUUUGGAGAACUCACUCGAGAUGCGACACGCCGCCAAGCAUCAGAGCCGUCCGCUCAAGGACGACCGCAACAUCCUCCAGCUAAUCUCGGCGGGCAUUCAGGUCGCCAAAAUUCUGAAGGAUGCGUCGGCCAUGGAUUACCUCGACCGGCUAUACGUUGAUACAGAGAAGCGGAUCCAGGAACGCGCCAACUCGCGGUUCCGAUCCUGA